This is a messenger RNA of Anopheles marshallii, 606 nucleotides long. RefSeq names its product isochorismatase domain-containing protein 1. The transcript is spliced from 2 exons. The record is from RefSeq and is a predicted model, not a curated record. Bases 1 to 606 code for a protein of 201 amino acids. Gene Ontology annotation, cellular component: cytoplasm. NCBI's taxonomy places the organism in Eukaryota, Metazoa, Arthropoda, Insecta, Diptera, Culicidae.
AUGGCGCGACAAUUGACUAGACUUGGUUAUUUGGAUGUAAAGAAAACAUUGUUCAUGUUAUGUGAUCUGCAAGAUAAAUUCCGCCCCGGAAUGAAGAUGUUUGAUCCAGUGAUCCAAAACACCGGCAAAUUGCUGCAAGCCGGCAAGAUUCUCGACGUACCGCUAAUUGUUACGGAGCACUAUCCCGAAAAGCUAGGACGCAUCGUGGAGGAGUUGGACAUUUCACACGCCAAGGGUGUGUACCCCAAAACGCUGUUCAGCAUGAUGAUACCGGAGGUGCAGCGUAAAAUAGAAGAGCUGUAUGGACCGCAAGGCCCGGAGACCGUGGUACUGUUCGGUUUGGAAUCACACAUCUGUCUCGAGCAGACGGCAAUGGAUUUACUCAACAAGGGUUACACGGUGCACGUUGCCGCUGAUUGUUCGGUAUCGCGCACUCAGGAGGAUCGCAAAUUUGCUCUUGAACGCCUCAAGCAGUACGGGUGCUUUGUGUCGACGAGUGAAAACAUUAUCUUCAAGUUGAUGCGUGAUAAGCAACAUCCCGCGUUCGAUAAAGUUCGUCAUUUAGUCCGUGAACCGUCUGUUGAUACGGAACUCGCUAAAUUGUAA